GCGCCGGGCCUGAAGCUGGCCACGCUGGGGCUGAUCCUGUGCGUGAGCCUGGCGGGCAACGUGCUGUUCGCUUGGCUCAUCCUCAAGGACCGCCAGCUGCACCGCGCGCCCUACUACCUGCUGCUGGACCUGUGCCUGGCCGACGGGCUGCGCUCGCUGGCCUGCUUCCCCUUCGUCAUGCUGUCCGUGCGCAGCGGGGCGGGCGCCUGGCCGCACGGGCCGCUCAGCUGCAAGGUGCUGGCCUUCCUGGCCGUGCUCUUCUGCUUCCACGCCGCCUUCCUGCUCUUCUGCGUGGGCGUCACGCGCUACAUGGCCAUCGCCCACCACCGCUUCUACGCCAAGCGCCUGACGGGCUGGACCUGCCUGGCCGUGGUGUGCAUGGUGUGGACGCUGUCCAUGGCCAUGGCCUUCCCCCCCGUCUUCGACGUGGGCACCUACAAGUUCAUCCGGGAGGAGGAGCAGUGCAUCUUCGAGCACCGCUACGUCAAGGCCAACGACACGCUGGGCUUCAUGCUCAUGCUGGCCGCCGUCAUCGCCGCCACCCACCUGGUCUACGGGAAGCUCCUCUUCUUCAUCCACGGCCACCGCAAGAUGAAGCCGGCCCAGCUGGUCCCGGCCAUCAGCCAGAACUGGACUUUCCACGGGCCCGGCGCCACCGGGCAAGCGGCGGCCAACUGGACGGCCGGCUUCGGCAGGGGCCCCACGCCGCCCACCCUGGUGGGCAUCCGGCAGGCCACGCACAGCCAGAUCAAGCGGCUGCUGGUGCUGGAGGAGUUCAAGAUGGAGAAGAGGCUCUGCAAGAUGUUCUACAUGAUCACCUUGCUCUUCCUGCUCCUCUGGUCCCCCUACAUCGUGGCCUGCUACCUGCGGGUCUUCAUCAAGGCCAGCACCAUCCCCCAGGUCUACCUGACCGCCUCGGUCUGGAUGACGUUCGCCCAGGCUGGAGUCAACCCCUUCCUGUGCUUCAUUUUCAACAAGGAGCUGCGGGUCUGCCUCCGAGCCCACUUCCCCUGCUGCCAAAGCAUACAGAGCGCCCAGGGCACCAUACUGUGUGAUCUCAAGAGCUUUGGGAUGUAGGGUGGCUUUUCUUUCCUUCUUUCUUCUUCUAUUUAUUUAUUGGUUUACUUGUCUGUUUUUUAAAGGGUCGUUUUCCCUAUUUCUGCAUAUGAUCCUGGGAGAGCUGCCUGCGGGGACACUUU
Messenger RNA from Alligator sinensis (Chinese alligator), 1199 nucleotides. It is a transcript of the gene GPR27, whose product is annotated as G protein-coupled receptor 27. Gene Ontology annotation, cellular component: plasma membrane. The record is from RefSeq and is a predicted model, not a curated record. Gene Ontology annotation, biological process: G protein-coupled receptor signaling pathway. Lineage: Eukaryota; Metazoa; Chordata; Crocodylia; Alligatoridae. The transcript has a single exon. The annotation marks the transcript as partial. Gene Ontology annotation, molecular function: G protein-coupled receptor activity.